Messenger RNA from Geodia barretti, 343 nucleotides. Lineage: Eukaryota; Metazoa; Porifera; Demospongiae; Tetractinellida; Geodiidae. The record is from the annotation of a GenBank genome assembly.
AAGACCAUCGUUGGAGUGGACAUGAGAUGCGGCAAAUGCAAGAAGCACUUCAUGACCCACGACACGAACUACGUGGACACUCUCCCUUCAGAGGAGCAGGUCAAGAGUUUGUCACCGCCAAGGGCAAUGGAAGCCACAUUUCCCUGCUGCGCUUACUUCAGUCAGGUUUGACUGUGGCCCAAGUGGAGCGGUACAUCGAGCAUGAGAUCCGGGAAUGCUGAAGUCGAAGUACAUCGAACUUUGGGACAAGGUGAAUGCUAUGCGUGGUGUUGGCAAGGUGAACGUGGCUCCCCGCGACGCCUUUCCUCCAUUCCUUUCCCAUUAUGUUCCGUGCAGACCGCAC